GAAGUAAUUGUCUGUUUCUAUUCGGUGUACAGUGUUGAUUUCCUGAGAGGAGGAAAGGAAGAUUUGACGUUUGGAUUUUACCUCAACAACCUUCACAGUAUUUCUUUUUUCACUUAGUAAUUCAAGAGUUAAAAGAAAUUGGUGAAAGCUUCUGAGUCAAUCAAUGGGAAAAGUCUAACAAUGUUCAGCUUUGAGGGAGAUUUCAAAACGAGACCCAAGGUAUCACUUGGAGGAGCAAGUAAAAAGGAGGAAAAAGCAUCCUUGUUGCAUCGCACUCAAGAAGAAAGAAAGAAGAGAGAGGAUGAAAGAAAACGACUGAAGAACGCUAUCAUCAUUCAGUCCUACAUCCGUGGCUACCAGGACUUAAAACAACAGUAUGCCAUUCAGAGGUCUAUGUUUGAUGAGUGCGCCGGCCAGUCGAAGGCAGGGGGUGCUCAACAGGUCAUGGAUGGCGCUGCUCUCUGCCUUUUAUCCAGGCAGCUUAUAUUUUUCUACAGACAAAGUAUCGAUGCUCAUAGAUUGAUUUGGUUGUGUCAGAACCUGGUGAAACACAACAGUCGGUUUGUGAAGCUCUUAGUCGGCCCGCAGAAGCAAACUUGUAUGUUUCAGAUCAAAAAGAUUUUGGGCUUCUGCUGCAGGCUUUUGGAUAACUGCACCGAUGAAAGUUUAAACGUUGCUGUUCCCAUGCGAAUGCUAGAAAUCUUUUCUACAGAGAAAACCUAUCUUCCUGUUAUUCCAGAUGCUAACUAUGUAGCUUCUCUACGUGAGCAGAUUUUGCACUAUAUGGUUCAGAAAGGAUACUACAGGUCGCUGUAUGCUCUUGUAAAUCACAGACUUCCCUCCAGUCUGGAGUACAGCGAUGCUCCUUCUAUCCCUCUGGCAAGCACACUGUUGGAGCACAUCCUCAAACCUCUGCACUUUACUUACUCCACCUGCACAGAAGGCGCAAGGCAGUUUGUGUUUGCAGCUUUUACCAAGGAGUUCAUCUCUGCGCCGUUUACCGAACAGAUCUUUCACUUUUUUAUCCCGGCGCUGUCCGACUGCCGUCUCUCAUUCCCGUUCGAGGCCUUUCUCAGCUCCCUCCAGGCCACCGUUGACUCUUCCUCAGCAGCGCAGAACCAGGCGCCGUGGCUCUUCUACUUUGUCCUCUCUGCAGGGGAGAACUACUUAGGCUCUCUGUCAGAGGAGGGUCACCUGCUGUACCUCCGAGCUCUGCAGACGCUGCUGCCUCUACUUCCGGUGUCGGAAAGCACCAGCAAGCCAGAAGCGACCAGCGACUCUGACGACGAUGAUGAUGAUGCCAUGCAGCCUUUACCCAUGCAGGAUGACAGCCGGAUUUCUGUGCAGCUGAUAACAGAGGAAUGUGUCCGCAAGCUGGACACCAAACAGCAGACCAACGCUCUGCUGAACCUGGUGUGGAGGGACUCGGCCAGCGAGGACGUUUUCACCAUGAUGGCGUCCAUUUGUCACACGCUCAUGGUGCAGCAUCGUCUCAUGGUGCCAAAAGUCAGGCUGCUCUACAGCUUAGCUUUCAACGCACGUUUCCUGAGGCAUCUCUGGCACCUGAUAACUUCCAUGAAAACUAAAAUGAUCACCGGCUCCAUGGUGCCGCUGCUACAGCUGAUCUCUCGGGGGUCUCCCAUGUCGUUUGAGGACUCGAACCGCAUCAUCCCCCUUUUCUAUCUCUUCAGCUCUCUCUUCAGUCACUCUCUUAUCUCGGUGCACGACAGCGAAUUCUUUGGGCAUGAGAUGGAUGGUCAGAUCCAUUCGUCCAUGAUGCCCUUCACGCUCCUGGAGCUGGUGACUUUGUCCCGCUGUCUGAGAGACGCCUGCCUGGGGAUCAUCAAACUGGCCUACCCUGAGACAAAGGCGGAGCACAGAGAGGAGUACAUGGCUGCCUUUCGUAGCGUCGGCGUCAAGACGAACGCCGAGGUCCAGCAUUGCAUUCACGCUGAGCAGAAACGCUGGGUGCAGCUCUUUAAGGUCAUCACUAACUUGGUGAAGAUGGUGAAAGCUCGUGACAUCAGACGACCCUUCUGUCCAGCAGGUCACUGGCUGUCUGAGGAGGUCAACAUCCGAGCGGAUAAGGUCACUCAGCUGUAUGUCCCGUCAGCAAGACAUGUGUGGAGAACACGCAGAAUGGGUCGAAUCGGGCCACUUCAGUCAACUCUUGAUGUUGGUCUGGAGCCUCUGCAGCUAUCCGUGUCCGAGGAGAGACAUCUGGCCAUCCUCACCGAGCUGCCUUUUGUUGUUCCUUUUGAGGAGAGGGUGAAGAUCUUCCAGAGGUUAAUCUACGUCGACAAAUAUGACGUGCAAGGAGACGGGCCGUUCCCCGAUGGCAUCAAUGUCACCAUCCGACGCAACUACAUCUACGAAGACGCCUACGAUAAACUCUCUCCAGAAAACGAGCCGGAUCUUAAGAAAAAGAUCAGAGUCCACCUUCUAAACGCCCACGGUCUGGACGAGGCAGGCAUCGAUGGUGGAGGCAUCUUCCGCGAGUUCCUUAACGAGCUCCUCAAGUCGGGCUUCAAUCCCAACCAGGGAUUCUUCAAGACGACCAACGAGGGCUUGCUGUACCCCAACCCUGCUGCAGAGAUGCUGGUGGGGGACUCUUUCACGAGACACUACUAUUUCCUGGGCAGGAUCCUUGGAAAGGCACUGUAUGAAAACAUGCUGGUGGAGAUGCCUUUUGCCAGUUUCUUCCUGUCCAAACUUCUGGGAACCAGCGCUGAUGUGGACAUCCACCACCUGGCGUCUUUGGACCCCGAGAUGUACCGAAACCUCCUCUUCCUCAAGAGCUACGAGGGCGACGUGGAGGAGCUGGGCCUGAACUUUACCGUGGUCAACAACGAUCUGGGAGAAGCUCAGGUGGUUGAGCUGAAACCAGGAGGUAAAGAUAUCCCCGUGACGACAGCGAAUCGGAUCGCUUACAUUCACUUAGUGGCGGAUUACAGGCUGAACAAGCAGAUCAGGCCUCACUGUCUGGCCUUCAGACAGGGCCUCGCCAACGUGGUCAACCUGGAGUGGCUGCGUAUGUUCGACCAGCAGGAGAUACAGGUGCUGAUAUCUGGAGCACAUGUGCCAAUUUGUCUUGAUGACCUUAAAAACUUCACAAACUACUCAGGAGGGUACUCUGCCAAUCACCCGGUUAUCCAGACCUUCUGGGAGGUGGUGGAAGGAUUCACAGACGAAGAGAAGCGCAAGCUGCUGAAGUUUGUCACCAGCUGCUCCCGACCUCCGCUGCUGGGAUUUAAGGAGCUUUACCCGGCCUUCUGCAUUCACAACGGUGGCACCGAUCUGGACCGCCUGCCCACCGCCAGCACCUGCAUGAACCUGCUCAAGCUUCCUGAGUUCUGUGACCAGCAGCUGAUGAGGAACAAGCUGCUGUACGCCAUCGAGUCGUCGGCGGGUUUUGAGCUGAGCUGAGCUGAACGAGGGCUUCUACACACUCGAUGCUGCUGCGAUGAUUCUGGACUCAAAGAGGGGAGAUAAUGCAAAUAAUGCACUGACUGAUUUCUUGUGUGUGUCUCUGUGUGUGUGUAUGCGUGCCAAGUAGGUGGUGAAUAAACUCAAACCCAGGAAGCACGCGUAACAGUGAGAAUUAGUUUGAGUUGUAUUCUUUCAGUUUUAAUCCUUGUAACUUUUUAUUAGUAAAAUUGAAUUUUUAAUAGUUUAAUCGAACAGAAGAAGUAUUAGACUCUGAAUGAAAACGAGGGUAGAAGCCGGCGUUCACCAUUAAUGAACAGUUGUUUUGUCACCAAAGAUAAACUGUAAGUAAAAGGCAAUACUGCAGAAAGAGGGACGACAUGUCAGGCUCUAAAGCCUCCUGAUGCUAGAGAAGCCUUUUUAUGAAUCUGUUACGUGUUUUCAUGUAGACGUCUUCAAAAUUGCCCAUUUUUGAGUUUCCUCAGACCAGUAAUUACUUCACUUGAUUGUCACACCGCAAGUGUGCGCACAGGUCUGAUAUGGAGAGCAGAUGGCCGGAUUAAAUCAGAGUGAAACGGACGGUAUGAUUGUGGUUUUGUGAAUAUGUAUAUGUGUUAAACUUCUCUUGUACUAUUCAUGUAUUUUACUUGUACAGGCUUGUUUCUCUUUUCAGUGUAUCAGACGGAAGUGUGCUGUUUCUGCCCUCUCACUAAAGGAGAACUAUCUCUUACCUGAUCAGUACAUGAAGUUGGAAACAGCCCACAGAUGAAUAAACCCACUUUCCCUUUUUUUAAUUUGCAUUUUCCUUCCAUUAGCCUCCGGGUUGUCUUGUUACUUGUAAUUGACUGUAAUGACCGAGACAUAAAACAGUGCUUUGUGGGGGAAAAUCUUCGCUCGAGUUUUACGGCCUCUGACAUAUAAUUAAAGAAACAUCCAGUUAAGAAACACUGAGCAGAACUGUUCUGGCCUUGAGAUGCAUUAUCGGGUUGAGCACAAAUUAAGACUGUGUGCGUUUGUCAUAAAUCCGCCUGCCCUCUGAUGCUGCAGGAAGAUUUCCAUCCCUCUUUGGACCCGGUCCAUCUCUCCGUCCUCUCUGCUGGGCUGCAACGACCAGCCUCGCUCGGCUCGUGUCGCCGCCCGAACCCUACGCCUCAGCUGGGCCAGAGAACCCAUAGUGGUAAUUGGGUCUUAAAAACCAGACUUGUCAUUGAAAUGAGGGAUUCAUCUCAAUUAUGAUUAGAUUUAUUUAAGACUAUUACCAUGUGAUGGAUUGUAACUGACAACGUUAAUGCGGCAUGCUUUGAAUCUUCUCCUUUAGCGCGCUCAAAGGUGUUUUAGAGGAUAAGCUGAAGCUUUUAUUUUUGUUUGUUUGUUUUUUGCAGAAAGAGGAAACAUAAGUACGCACUUAAGAGUAAUUAAAAACUGUUGCCUGCUCUGGAAAUUAUUAUAUCCAAAAAUUUCACCUGCAUAUUUAGCAUAAAUGAUCGAUGCAGUUUUUGAUUAGUUUGGUCAUCAGAACUAAAAUGCCUCUCACCAAACUGGUGCAAUAGCAAAAAAUAAUAAAAAUAUGGCUGAAGAUUUCGGAACACUUAUGUUCUAGUUUUUGUUGUAAUGUAGUGCCAUCUGGUGGCAGCUGAUGGAAAAUAGAAAAUAUUAAACAUUGAUCAUUGACAGGGUUUUAAAUGUCAGUUUUGUACUGGAAAUUAGCUAAAAAAUGUCCUUAAUGAAGGAAACUGAAUUAAUUGCAGCUCAAGACACUGGUAAUGAUCUGUUCUUUAACACUAACUUGUGGAUUUGUGAGUUUUAUUUCCAUGGCAUAAGCUAAAUGAAAGUUGAAAAAUGUGCAGUUUUUUUCUAUUUAGCAUAGAUGACACCACUUCAGAACACUGUGUUAGGGCUGUUUGCUUGUCUAGACAUAAACAAGUAGUUGGCCAGCCUUGUGUCUGUCUUGGGGUCUGAAAGAUGGCUUGUUAACUGCACUUCACAUUUCAUUAGAUUGGUUUUAAAGUUUAGAGUUACCUUUGUCUCCUUGUCAAAUGUAUGCUGCAGUCAUAAUAAUCAGAUAAAGUCAUUAAGGUCUGUGCCAAUACAUUUAGAAGCAGCCGUUCACUGCUUGAUGUGUGAUGACCUACCUGAGUGGUAGGUAUUACUGUGAUUCUUCCUGCUUUAUUGGUCUAAUUUCAGCUCAAAAUGCUCAGUAGAAAAAAAAGCUAUGUGUGGAUUUAUUUGAGUCCUCUAAUUUUCAAAAGCUUUGGAUAAAUGUAACUGCAAAAGCGACCUUGGUGUUCCUUUUAUGACCAAUGCCGGUCUUCAUUUUUCAUUUAAAAACUCACAUCUCCUUUGGUUACAUAGAUUUUCUAAGAUGUGAUUUGAAAUUGAGGAGCCAGUUUCCAACAAUUAAAAAUGAUAUUGUUUUAUAAUAAAAAGUAAUGUAAUUUUCUUCA
Nothobranchius furzeri (turquoise killifish) is the source of this 5870-nucleotide messenger RNA. It is a transcript of the gene ube3c, whose product is annotated as ubiquitin protein ligase E3C. Gene Ontology annotation, molecular function: ubiquitin protein ligase activity. The record is from RefSeq and is a predicted model, not a curated record. Lineage: Eukaryota; Metazoa; Chordata; Actinopteri; Cyprinodontiformes; Nothobranchiidae. Gene Ontology annotation, biological process: protein polyubiquitination; ubiquitin-dependent protein catabolic process.